AGAGCGACGGAAUGAGGUCGAGGAAGUGACGUCCAAGGGCGGGCAGGAACUGAGAGUGUGCCAGAGCUUUCCAGAAGGGAGUGCGUCUUAUAACAGAGCAUCCUGUGUGCUGUGCUGUGACUCUCCCAAUCGCCUCGGCUCCGCUGCAGGAUGGUGGACUACAGUGUGUGGGAUCACAUAGAGGUGUCCGACGAUGAAGACGACACUCAUCCUAACAUCGAUACUCCCAGUCUGUUCAGAUGGCGCCACCAGGCUCGAGUGGAGAGAAUGCAACAGUUUGAAAAAGAGAAGGAAGAGCUUCAGAAGGGGGCAAACGAAUGCAAGAAGAAGCUGGCCGAGUGUCAGAAGAAGCUGAAGGAUUUAGAGGUCAAAGAGGGUCCUGAGAUGCAGAAGCUUCAGAUAGAGCUGGAUCAGCUUAAGAAGGAGGAGAAGACUUGGCAGAAGAAAGAGGAUGAGUUCAGGAGGAAGGAGAAGAACAUGCCGUGGAAUGUGGACACAUUGAGCAAAGAGGGGUUCAGCAAGAGCGUUUUCAACGUCAAGCCCGAAAACAACGAAGAAACGGAGGAGCAGAAGGAGCAGAAGCACAAAACGUUCGUGGAAAAAAACGAGAAGCUGCUAAAACAUUUCGGGAUGCUUCGACGCUGGGACGACAGCCAAAAAUAUUUAUCAGACAAUCCGCACUUGGUGUGUGAGGAGACUGCCAACUACCUGGUGAUUUGGAGCAUUGAUCUGGAAGUCGAAGAGAAACAUGCGUUGAUGGAGCAAGUCGCUCAUCAGACAAUCGUCAUGCAGUUUAUUCUGGAGCUGGCCAAGAGCUUGAAGGUGGACCCCAGAGCCUGUUUCCGACAGUUCUUCACGAAGAUCAAGACCGCGGAUCAGCAGUACAUGGAUGCGUUUAAUGAUGAGCUGGAAGCUUUUAAAGGGAGAGUGAAGGAACGAGCCAAAGUCCGCAUAGAGAAAGCGCUGAAGGAGUACGAGGAGGAGGAGCGGAAGAAGAGACUCGGCCCCGGUGGCUUGGAUCCCGUGGAGGUUUAUGAAUCCCUCCCAGCUGAACUCCAGAAAUGUUUCGAUACUAAAGAUAUACAGAUGCUACAGGACGCCAUCAGCAAAAUGGACCCUACUGAAGCCAGAUACUAUAUGAAGCAGUGUAUUGACUCGGGACUCUGGGUUCCGAAUUCCAGAGGAGGGGACUCCGCAGAGGCCGGAGACGCCGAGGCCGAACCCGUGUACGAAGAAGCCAAGAAGGACACCGCCGAGCAGACGGAGGCAUCAUCAUAAGUGCGGAACGCGUCGUUCCCAGUGCAGUUUAAUCUAUACAGCGUUAGACUUAAACCUCAGAGAAGAGGGUGCCAGACCUCUUGGCCUGGAAGGGGUGCUGCUAAAACCAUUC
Spea bombifrons (plains spadefoot toad) is the source of this 1390-nucleotide messenger RNA. It is a transcript of the gene CDC37, whose product is annotated as cell division cycle 37, HSP90 cochaperone. The transcript is spliced from 9 exons. Gene Ontology annotation, biological process: protein stabilization; protein folding. The record is from RefSeq and is a predicted model, not a curated record. NCBI's taxonomy places the organism in Eukaryota, Metazoa, Chordata, Amphibia, Anura, Pelobatidae. Gene Ontology annotation, molecular function: heat shock protein binding; protein-folding chaperone binding; protein kinase binding. The coding region runs from base 151 to 1278 and encodes 375 amino acids. Gene Ontology annotation, cellular component: cytoplasm.